This is a messenger RNA of Aureococcus anophagefferens, 6749 nucleotides long. RefSeq lists its product as hypothetical. The transcript is spliced from 10 exons. Gene Ontology annotation, molecular function: transmembrane transporter activity; crossover junction DNA endonuclease activity; DNA binding. Gene Ontology annotation, biological process: resolution of meiotic recombination intermediates; DNA catabolic process; double-strand break repair via break-induced replication. Gene Ontology annotation, cellular component: nucleus; Holliday junction resolvase complex. Lineage: Eukaryota; Pelagophyceae; Pelagomonadales; Pelagomonadaceae. Bases 162 to 6749 code for a protein of 2195 amino acids. The record is from RefSeq and is a predicted model, not a curated record.
GAAGGUGCGGCGGAAGCCGAUGAGCACCGCCGUCUGAGGCCAGAGCCGACGCCUCUGAGGCCGUAGCGCCUCGUUCGAACGCGCCAAACAGCGCUCUGAGGCCUUCCAUCGACGCGUACGCGCCGCGAAGCGCUCCGAGGCGCCACACACACCGCACCAGCAUGUCCCAGCACGUCGACCGGCGGGACCAGUUCGUGCGCGCGCUCUGGCGCCACGCGGACACGCUGCGCAGCGCCGAGCACCAGGCCGCCGCGCGCACGUCGGCCGUGACGGCCCUGGUCCGCAUCGGCGUCCACCCGGAGCCGCUGCGGAGCGUGGCGCAGGCGCGGCGCGUCAAGUCCGUCGGCGACAGGCUCGAGGCCGCGCUCGAGGCCGCGGGCGGCCCGACGGCGACGGAGCCCGGCAAGUACGCCUGCGCGGCCGUCGCCCUGUUGGCCGCGCUGCUGCGCCUCGAGGCGACGACGUCGCCCGCGCCGCUGCGCGCGCUCGUCGACGAGGCGAACGGCCUCCUGGAGCGCGGCCGGCGCUUCGGAAGCCUGGAGGCGAUGGCGGCGGGCGCGUGCGGCGCCUGGGCGCAGAUGACGCCCCUCGAGGGCGCGCUCAAGUACGUCAAGCGGCGGUCGCGCGUCAACCUCGAGGGCGGCUGCGCCUUCGAGCUCACGGCGGCGGGCCGCGCGGCCGCGGCGGUCCUCGCGCGCGACCGCCGGGGCACGGGCGGCGACGCCGUCGGCGCGCUCCGGAGCUGGUGCCCCUCGGGCGCCCCGUCGCCCGACGACGUCGUCGUGCUCGUCGACGAGCGCGAGGGCGGCGGCGACGCGCACCACCUGCCGACGAUCGCGACGUUUCUUAAAGACGAAGGCGUCGCCUACGAGACGCGGCGCCUGCCCACGGGCUUCGGCGACUACGCCGUCGCGCGGCGGCGCGCGGACCUCGCCGGGGACAGGGUCGACGGCGUCUACCCCAUGCUCCUCGAGCGCAAGUCGGCCGUCGACGUCGCGGACAGCCUGCGCGACGGCCGCUGGGCGAAGCAGCACGACGCGAUGCGAAGGACCGCGGACCGGUUCCCCGGCGGCGCGGCCUUGGUCUACGUCGUCGAGGGCGACCCGGCGCGCCACGUCCACACGGCCUGCGGCUGCGGCUGCCUCGGCGUCGGGUCCUGCGGCAACCCGAACCUCGCGGCCGUCGCGGCGGCCGUCGACGCGCGGGAGCGGUCGGGCGUCGAGAUCGCGCGGACGCGCGACGUCCGCGCGACGGCGCGCCUCGUCGCGGAGCGCUACCGCGCGGCGCGGGCGGGCUUCUUCGACGACGCGCCCGCGCUGCCGGCGUCGCCGCCGACGACGCCCGGCAAGCGCAAGCCCGGCGCGACGCCCGCGUCUCCGCCGAAGCGCGAGAAGCCGACGACGGGCCCGUCCGCGGCGGCCGUCGCGGCCUGGACGGCGCGGGACCCCGCGGCCCUCGGCAAGCUCACGGGCCCCCAGUUGAAACUCUUGUGCGAGGCCGUCGGCGAGGCGACGUCGGGGGCCAAGAGGGAGCUCGUCGCGCGGCUGCUGCUUCCCCCGAUGCCCAAGGUCCUCGUGGACCGCAAAGCCCGCAAGCUCUACGUGCCCCGGGACCGGAGCUGCCCCAUGGCCCUGCUCUGCGCCCUCGACGCCGCGGCGCGGACCGGCGCGGGCCCGCUGUCCAAGGACGACUGGAUGGCCCGCGCGGAGCGCUGCGGCGUGGCUAGCGUCAGCCUCUACGAGAAGUCGGGCCCCAUGCAGUACGACGGCUGGAGCUCGUGCAACGGCCAGCUCUGCUCGGGCCAGCCGUCGCUCGUGGCCAAGGUCAACCCGGGGGCGCGCUACGAGCUCGGGCGCCUGGCGACGGCGGAGUGCGCCUCCGGCCGCGACGUCGCCGCCGCUUUGCACGCCAAGGCGCACGCGCGCGGCUGGUGCGCCUGCGCGUCCGCGCCGCCCGCCGGCGACGCCGCGGCGGCGCCCGUGGCCCUCGGCGCCGCCGCCGCCCGGGGGGGGCGCGGCUCCAUCGCCGCGUUCCUCUCGCCGCCGCGGCCGGGCCGCGCGCCGUCGCCGCCGCGGUCGCCGCCGCGGCGGCCGCCCGCGGCGGCCGCGCCGCCGCCGACGCCGCCGACGGUGACGAAGCAGCGGACCGCCGCGGCGCGGCGCGCGUCGCUCCUCGCGGACCUCGACGACGACGACGAGGACCUCUUCGGCUUCGACUCGCGGAAGCCGGCGGCGGCGAGCCCGCGGCCGCCGAAGCCGCCGCCGGCGAGCCCGCGGCCGCCGCCGCGCACGCCCGCGCCGCCGGCGACGCCCGCGCCGCCGGACAGCUCCGUCAUGGACCUGACGUCUGCGCGGCCGGCGAGCGACACGCCGGAGAGCUCCGUCAUGGACCUCACGUCGCCGCCCGCGCCGCCGUCCGCGCGGAGCGACGCGUCCGACGACGUCAUGGACCUGACCUUCUCGCCGGACAACUCCCAGCAGGAGCCGCCGCCGCGCCGGGGGAGCCUCAUCGACCUCACCGCACCCGCCCGGGCGCCCGGGCGCCCGGGCGCCCGCCGCCCCGGAACGCGGGCCGAGAUCCGGGCCGAGAUGGCUGCCGAGGUCGAGCGGGAGGCGCUCGCCGCGGGCGGCGAUGGCGAGCGCGAGCGGCAGUCCAUGGCGCUCGCCGCGACCGGCGUCUCCAUGGCGCCCGCCGAGAGCACCGCCGCAGCGUCGGCGCGCACCGUCUCCUUCGGCGGGCUGCCGCCGCCGCCCGACGACGGCGUGCGGGAGCGGCAUUCGUGGCGCCUCGGUCCCAAGGGUUCCGCGUCCGUGAGCAUGCCCGCGCUCCACUCCGUCGGCAGCUCCAACGCGGACACGCUCCUGAGCUCGAGCACGACGGGGAGCAUCCGGCGGCGGUCGAAGCGCGACGACGACGACGGCGGCGCCGCCGGCGAGCCCGAGCGGCGCACGAUCUUCUUCCAGCGCAUCCCGCACCAGCGCACGGGCGCUCCCGACGAGGAGCAGCAGCGGAGCCCGUCGUCGACGCUGCUCUACGCGCAGGACCUCCUCGUCGCGGCCCUCGACGCCCCGCGGCUCGCGACGUGGAUCAUGGCGUCGAGCGGCCUCUGGCGCUUCAUGGGCGAGUGGAAGCGCUACGCGCCGGUCUACGAGGCGUUCUUCCUCGCGGGUUUCGGCGCGUGCGGCCUCGCGUGCCUCGGGAACGCCUUCCUGGCGGCGACGCCCUACCACACGUUGCCCAUGUCGCUCCUGACGGCCUACGUGCACGUGCCCGCCGUCCACGGCUUCCGGUUCUGGCGGCGGACGCUCAACGACGUGCGGUCGUCGGGGCUCGUGAAUUCGCUCGUCGCGCACGAGUCGUCCGUCGUCGGCGCGGCGGUGAAGAACAUCGGCAUCGGCCUGCGGUGCACGGUCGUGGGCCAGGCGUGCUUCGUGGUGGUCGUGCUCGCGGCGUACGCGCUGCCGGCGACGCCCCUCGGCGACUUCGGCGCGACGGCGCCGCGGACGGGCGCUUCCGGCGUCGAUGUGGCCGCGGUCCGCGCGCACGGGCUCCUCAUGUGGGUCUUCAUCACCAUGGUCAUGUGCGCCAUCACGGGCCAGUACGCGCUGUUCGCGCUGUACUCCUACCUCCACACCAUCGACGUCGCGCUCGCGGGCGAGCGCGUCAUCGCGAAGAUGCACCGCCCACUACGACACGCGCGACCGGCGCACGUGAGCCGGGGCGGCGCCUACGCGCGCUACGACCUCGACGAGCUCCUCGAGGACGUCGCGGCGACGUGCGGCGCGACGCAGGCGAGCUUGACGCGGUCGUCGGACGCGUGGUCGUCGAUCCUCAUCCACUUCCUCCUCGUCGCCUUCGCCCAGACCUUCGUCGUGCUCAACCACGUGACGCUCCACACGGUGGGCGAGCUGAAGCACACGCCCUACGGGUAUUGCUACUACUUCCAGGACGCCUUCUUCGUCGGGUCCGCGGGCCUGGUCAUCUUCUCGACGGUCGUCUUCGCCGCGUCCGUGACGUCCAAGUGCCGCGAGGUGCGCGGCGAGGCGAAGCGCAUCGCCUACGCAAACGACGCCCACGUCCACGCCGCGGCGCUGUCCCAGGUCCUCGAGGACCACCUCGUCGGCAUCAGGGCAGCAAAAGAGAGCGAAAUUCCCAACUUCAAAGGCUCCUAUCUCGGCCGUUUUCCACUCGUCGGCAUGUCCUGCUUCGGCCACCCCGUCGACCAGCAGAAGGUCGCGAUGAUCCUCUUCGCGUACACGAUGCUCGUGCUCAACAGCGUCAUCGCCAUCCUCGCGCGGCGCUACAACGAGCCGGCCGUGGCGGCGGACGGCGCCGAGGACGCGGCGGACGGCGCCGAGGCCGCGGCGUCCGACGCGUCGGCCGCCCUGCCCGACGACGCCGCGGGCGUCGACAUGUUCGGGAACCCCGUGUCGGAGAGCAGCGAGCUGUUGGGCGACGCCGCGGCCGCGGACUUCGAGGCGUUCGAGGCCUUCCCCGACGACGCGCCGCUGCCGCCCGGCUUCGAGGAGCCGGCGGAGACGCUGGCGGCGGCGGCGGCCUUCCAGGAGGACGUCGCGGGCCCCGCCGAGGCGACGUACCGCGAGGCCGACUUCGUCGGAAGCGAGUGGAAGAUCGGCGUGCUCUGGCGCGACAAGGAGAAGAUCGACGUGACCUGGGUCCGCUGCAAGGAGGACGGCAACUCGGAGUGGGGCUGGGGCGCCAGCGGCAAGUGGCGCCUGGAGGACGGGUCGUUCCUCACGUUCACGCGCGACUUCCCCCUCGGGUGGAACGGGAAGCGGCUCUUCUCCGCGCGCGUCGGCGCGGACGGCAACUUCGUCGAGGGCGUCGUGCGCGGCUGGAAGCCCUUCGAGUCCGCGACGAUCAUGGGCCAGUGGCAGGCCAUCCGCCUCGGCGUCGAGGGCCGCGGCGCCGCGCCCUGGUUCGAGGACGAGGAGGGGGAGUUGAAGUGGCCCAUCACCAUGGCCGCCACCUUCGCGCCGGACACGAUGGCCUUCGUCGUCUGCCUCGUCGUCAUCGUCGUGGACCGCAUGGGCUCCAAGUUCACGGAGCCGGCCCAGUUCCCCUACUCGCAGGAGCUCGGCAUCUCGCUGCCGCGGCUGUCGCUCAUCCUGGCGGCGCGCGAGGUGUGUAACCUCGUGUCCAAUCUGUGGAUGCCGCGCGCCGCGGACCGCGGCGGCCGCAAGGCCACGGUGCUCGUGUCCAUCGCCGGGUCCUUCGCGGCCUACGCGAUCCAGGCCUGCGCGGCGUACGCGGCCGACGGCUUCGCGACGUUCUUGGUCGGCAAGAUCGUCGCGGGCCUCUUCGGCGGCACGCUGGGCCUCUGCAUCGCCUACAUCCUGGAGCUGAGCAUCCCGGACAUGGCCCUGGCGAAGAAGCGCGUGUCGACGGCCAUGGCCUGCAACAUGGUCGUGCCCAUGACGAUGGCGCCCAUCGGCGGCGCGGUCGCGCGCUUCGGGCUGAACCUGCCGUUCUUCAUCUCCGCGGGCGUCGCCGCGCUCGGCUUCGUCUUCUGCGCGCGGUUCAUGAAGGAGGUGGCGGAGCUCGGGGAUACCGACGCGAAGGACGACGACGACGAGGACGGUCCGCUCGUCGGCGCGCCCGUCGAGAAGGACGACGUCAAGUUCGAGGACCUCGAGAACCCCUACAAGGACCCCGUGCUCCUGCUCCAGGCCUGCUGCUUCGUGCCCAUCUUCGUCGUCGUCAUCUCGCUCAUGCUCAUGUACUCGAUCCUGGUGAGCCGGCGGUGCUUCGGGCUGGAAGAAGACUCGGACGAGAAGACGCGGGAAGCCGUCGCGGAGGCCGCGGGGCUCAUCGCCAUCCCGUCGUCGACGUCGAUGAUCUUAUCGAUGACCAUGGGCUACCUCAUCGUCUCGAAGCGCUUCGGCGACUUCUUUUGCGUCGUCGUCGGCGGCGGCGUGGGCGGCUUCUCGUGGGCCAUGCACGGCUUCUGCCGGCGGCUGUACCAGGUCGCGCUCUGCGGCUGCGGCUUCGGCGGCGGCAUGGGGCUGCUCGUGGGCUGCGCCAUGAACAUGUCCAACGGCUACGUGACGCUCAAGUACCCGCGGCAGAUCGCGACGGCCAAGUCCGUCGCGCAGCAGGGCAAGAAUUUGGGGUCCAUCGCGUCCGCGCCCUUGGUCGUCUUCCUCGUGGAGCGCGACCGCACCGCGGCCUGGGUGCUGACGGGGCUGGGGCUCUGGGUCGCCGCCGCGGGCCUCGCGACGAACCUGACGGUCAUGAACCGCGCGGUCGCGGCCAUGGAGGCGGCGAAGCUGGAGGCGAAGACGCCGCCGCCGACGGCGACGGAGGCGCAGAUGACUCUCGCGCGCGAGAAGACGAACGCGCUCGACUUCGACGCCUACGUCGCGUCGCUCGGCGACGAGCUGCGGACCAUCUUCACCGACGGCGGCUACGACGUGCCCCUGCGCUGGAACGGCGGCGCGCAGCGCUGGGUGAAGCGCGUCCUCCGCCGCGCGCUGCCGCCGCUGCGGCCGUGGGCGGACGACGACGGCGGCGCGGCCUUCAUCGAGGACCUGACGAGCCUGCUCGAGGCCCACGGCGAGGCGCGGGCCAUCGAGCGCAUCCGCGCGCGCCACGCGGCGUUCCGCGACGCGGGCCGCGCGUCGCUCGACGACUGGAUCUUCGCGGGCGCGUCGGCCUACGCGUCGGGCACCUACGCGUCCGCGUCGCCGGACCGGCCCCUCAACGACCCGACGGGCGCGCCGCACUAA